Chilo suppressalis (striped riceborer) is the source of this 12659-nucleotide messenger RNA. The record is from the annotation of a GenBank genome assembly. Lineage: Eukaryota; Metazoa; Arthropoda; Insecta; Lepidoptera; Crambidae.
AAAAAUGACAGUGACACUUUUCAGUAGAUUGUUGGUUAAAAACCUCUGUUUUGCCCGUAUUUUGUCGUAAUUUUACGGCCAUGUGUGGUCAUAUUUGCAUUAGAAACGUAAUUUUCAGUGAUGCUAUCCACCACUGCAAAUAGUAAAGUGAAAAACCUGAAGGGAGCGGAGAAUUCCGACAUCUCGGAGAGGGACGAAACAGGACAUGAAAACACAACGAAUGAUAAGGUCAGAGGUUAUGUUGCCUCUUAUGAUGCAUCUUCAUCGUUCGGAGGGCCUUCUAGAGAUGGCCGGUUCCGUUCCCGGGGGCGGGUAUCGGAGUUUCGUCACUCUCGUGGCGGCGGGAGAGGUGGCCGGGCUCGCGGUGGUUUCCCGCCCCGCGGAGAUCGUGAUCCCCUUGACAAUUCCAGUAAAUACAACGAAUCGCUAAGUCAUGCCAACAAUGAGACUUGGUUCCAGGAAAACGUCGGUAAUAAUAAGUUUUAUGAGAGAUCUGAUCUUGUCGUGAAUUUGCCUGAGGAUCCUCGGAUAUCAAAACUUUUGCGUCGUCUUUGUGCUGAGGUUGACAUUGAGAAGUCACUCGUAAUAUGCAGUAAGCUUCAAGAUGCUGUAAUGCUGCCUGAAAAUGCACGAUAUAUUCGAAGAGCUUAUGACAUUCUCGUUGAAUCCUUAUUGGAUGUGUUAUAUGAUGGCCCCGGACCAGAAACUAAGGAAGGAGCAGCUGUGGUGCUUGGCAGAAUAGGCUAUGUAAUGGGUCCAGACUUUAGAAAGCAUUUAGACUGGUUUACAGCUACAUAUUCAGUUCACAACACAUCUAUAAAACACUUGUUGACUCUAUCUUUUUCAGAGACGUUACAAUUAGAUUUUCAGACACCUAAUUUAUCUGACUUUGCUGAGAUGACUUUGGAGAGAAUGCAGAACGUUAUUGAAGGCACAGAUUCUGCUGAUGUUUUUAUAGCUGCAAUCAAUGCGAUGAUAAUAAUGUCAAACUCUUACCCUGAACACUUUGCAACCCAUUUUGUAGAUACUGUUGAUAUACUAGUCGGCUGGCAUGUGGACAGUGCUCAACCCAAGAAAAUAAAAGAUUUUGCCCUGCAAUCAUUGCUUAAGCUGAGUUGUCACUGGCAAGCAGAUGUUGGGUUUUCAGUGAAUUUGCUUUAUCAGUUUGUUGAAGAUAUGGUUGCUUAUUCUGCAGAUUUGGACAUGAAGAGUGAUAAAGACUCUGAACAAUGUUCAUUGCAAGAUUCUAUGCAGAAGAUUACAUCAUUUCUAAAUGUAUUUAAAACUGUAGUAAAGAGCCUUGGAUCAAUGCUAAAUCCUUCAGUAACACAAAGUGUCUCCUGGUCCUUUUUGACAGAUGCUUUGACUAAAAUUAUACAAGUUAUGACUAAAACUUUGAAAGAAGAUGUAGACAUUGAUUUGAUAUUAUCAGGUAAUGAAGCUAUUACUUUAUUGAUGAAACAUUUGCAAUCUAAAUCUACAUCUAGUUCCCAGGCCUUAUUUGGCUUGAUCUUAAUGGAAAUGGAAAAUUAUUUGGUGACAGAUGACAGUGUGUGCCUCAGUACCAUUAAUCUAAUAUCAACAACAAUAAAAGAGAUAGCGUCCAAUCUUCCAAUAGAGUUCAUCAAUCAAACUAUUGGACCUGACUCCUUGUUGAGAUCACUGCGUUAUUCAGAAAACUCCCAAAUCCUUAAUGCCAUUCUAUUAUUAUACAUUAACCUAUUAAAUUUGAAAAAUAUUCCACUUCUACAAGAAAGUUACAAGUAUGUUUUGACAGAUAUACAAAAUGCUUACUGUAAAAUUAUACCAGAUGUGCUAGUAAUUAAUCCUGAAUAUACGGAAGAAAUGACUAUUGAUGAUGCUGAAAAAAAUAUUAUAUUUUAUUUACAAUGUUUGUCAGAACUUGCUAAUGCUAGCAACUCUAUAAUUGGCAUGUGGGCAUUGCAGCCCAGCAUAUUAGAACUGCUUGCCAUUAAAAUGUGCCCCCAAGACAUGAAUUUGAUGAAAAGGAAACCAGCCCUACAAUAUUCUGUGCUGUAUCUGUUAUAUUCACAUUGCAAGAAAAAUAACCACUUUAUUGCUUCCAGUGAUUUAGUGAACAAUCCUCAACAGCGAGCUACUGAUAUAUUUAAUUUGUCUAAUAUCAAUUUAGGCGAAGUUUCAAGUUCAAGCCCUACUUCAGGCCAUCUUGCUGUCAUUCUGAAUACCUUGAGCAUGAUAUUAGAUGAAGAGGUACCUAAAGAAACUUUAUUGCUUAUACUGAACUGGAUAUCAGAUAUAUUUCAUCAACUGGACAAUUAUUUAUCUAUAGUAAGUAUGUCAAAAGGAUUUCUUGUUUUAAUAACAAACAUGUUAAGAUUAGCCUACUGCUUUGAUGAUGACAUUGUAUUACUUGUGGUCAAGAACAGUAAGUGUUUAUUAAAAAAUAAAACACUAACAUGGAAUCUCAUAAUUCUGAAAACAAUAGCAUCAUUGUGUUUGCUACAUGUUGAUAACCAAAAUAAAGUACUAGCAGAUUCCUGCAAGGAGCUCUUGUUUGGGUUGCCAUGGGAUAUUGUACAGCAGGAAAUGGAUAAACAACAGGUAAAAGUCUUCUCCAGUCGCAAAAUUAAUCUUUGUAUUAUUAAUAGUGACACAAAAGUUAACUCAUUUAAAGAAUAUCUAAUGAAAGGGUCAUUUUCCAUCCUAUCUGUACAACACUUUAAAUCUAUUAUGAACAGCUUGCUACAAAUUACAAUUGAUGAUAAAAAUUACCUGUUGAGUGCAUUUUUACUAUCCUGGCCCAUACAUAGUCAAGAUAUAGAAGAAAACAAUUUGCUGUUCUUCAGGCAAUGUGCUAAUAACUUUUCUUCAAUAAUUAUUGGAUGGGCGUUGUCAGAAUUGGCACAGACUUGUGUAUCUUUAAAGCUAAGAACAGUGUUGGGAAAACCACAGGAAACUUUUAUGAAAAUAGAAGGAGUCCUAAAAGGAAUUGCUAGAGAAAUAUCAUCUCAUGAGACAAAGUUUAUUCAAGAUGAGCAUAAUAAAUUAAUAGACAUUAUCAUGGCUGAACAGGUAAGAACUCGGUGGAUCACUGAAUUUAUGAUGUUUCUGGAGAAAUACAUAUAUAAUGCAGCAGAAGGUACUGCCACUGUAUUGCCAGCUGUAGCAAAACCAGUCAGGACUUUCUUUCAUACAAACUGGUCUACAUGCCGUGAAUGGCUUACUAGAGUGCGUCCAGCAGCUUUGGCUGUAAGCAUAUAUGCUGGCAAUAUUGGGGCUGCUAUUUAUCACGCAUGUCUGAUAUUACAAACUGCAGCAAAUUCAAACACAAAUAUUGACAUUGAAGCAAUUGCAAUCAGUGCAGCAAAAGUUCUAAUAAAGAUAGGGGAACCUGAAGUAUUACAUGGUCUAUAUGUGUGGAUAAAACAAACUUUCAAUAAAAGGCUGCCUUGGUUGAAAGGAGCUGCUGAACAUGCUAAUUCUAGACAUGAGUUAGCUAUUGACUAUUAUAAAAAGUUGCAAGGUACACAAGAACAAGAAGAUAGCAACGAAUCAUUAAAUCAAAAUGAUACAAGGGCAAACAAAUUCAUUGAACAACAGUUAAUGGAAAGCUAUAAACAAAUACAGAGCUGGGAAGAUCUACUGGAGUGGAGAGAUAAUGAAAAACAGCAAAACUUAUUUAGCCCAUCUUAUUCGACAUUAAAAAUGUUUGAAGAUGGUAUUGAUAUGCCUGAGGAACUAUGCAACUGGGAUGUGUUAAAUAUUGAUGCCAAUGAAAUAUCAAAAAAUACAUGUUCUUAUCAAGGAAUGUUAAAUAAAAUAGAAUCAACAUUGUUGUCUACUGCACUGAAUAUGUAUUACUCUGAUUAUACAGAUAAAUAUGAAAAGCAGUUGAAAGUCUGUAAAACUUUGCUGAAUUCCAGCACUGAAGAAUUUGCUAGAACAAAUUCUGUGCAUUUUCUUAAAGAAGUUGCUGUUUUGCAAUUAGCAAAUCAUGGUUUGAUUGAAGCUAUAAAGAAUGGCAAAAAUGGAUCUAAUCCUUUUAAACCUUCCUCUGUCAAAGACCUUAAAUAUGGAACAGAGUUUAAAAAUUUGAGUCGCAUUUUAUGGUGGAGCCAAUACUUUUCAAAAUUAAAUUUGACUGAAGAAAAUCUAUUUUAUACAGAAUGUCUCAGACUAGAUGUGAUUAAAAGUGCUAGAAAAAACCUCAAUAUUAAAAUGGCUAAAAGAGAACUUUUGAAACAUUUUAAAAAUAAUUCUGCAUUUCAAAUGUGCUUAGGAAAUGUCAACAAUUUAGAUGAUUUCAGUGAUGUCCUACUUAUUUCUACAAAUUCUUAUGAUUUCGACAUAUGGACUCUAAACAAUGCUACUGCUCUUGUAGAACUUUGUAAAUUGACUUAUGUAAAAGAAGAAACCAAGUUAAGGGCCAUAAAUUUAUGUGCUAGCAUAUCUCUUGGAUUUUCCCAAAGAUUAGCAAUGGAUGAGCCUAGUUAUGAACUGAGAGAAAAAGGCACAAGAAUGUUACUUACACUAUCCAAAUGGGUACAAAGUGAAAAUGAAAAUGUACUUGAUCCAGAUACGCCACUAAUGAAACUUAUAUCUGCUCUACCUGAAAUUGGCCUUGUCGAUAAUAACAUAUCGGAAAAUGUUAUUCCUUUAUCUGAUUCUGCUGUUGGGAAAUUAUUACAAUUUGGAGUAAACCAGUGUCCCGGUCUUGCCAAAGCUUGGGCCAAUUUUGCGGCUUGGUGUUUUAGAUGGGGUCGUAAAAUGGUUGAAUUCAGUGCGAAAACACGUGAACAACUAACGGAAAAGGAUAAAUUGCAGAUUGAAAGUGUAAUGAUAGGAUGUUCACCCCAAGAUUUUGAAGCCGUUUGUGAAAUAUUGUCCAAAACAAAAGCUACUUGUGAUGAUGAAGAUAUCGAUUGGAACGAAAUAAAUACAUCAGAAAUGAUAGAAAGUCAAUUACGCACUGUGCCUUCGUUGAGCAAUGCUUUCCCAGAACAUCUUGCACUUUUGGUAGAUAUUUGGCGCCAAGCUCAGAAAAGGGUCUUUUCCUAUUUUGAACUAUCGGCUGAUGCAUAUUUCAAAUUCCUUCAACUUAUUUGCGCUUCAGAUUAUAUAAAUCAUAGUGGCGAAAACGCUGUAGUUAAUGCGACAUUACGACUACUUCGUCUAAUUGUAAAACACGCAAUGGAGUUACAAACUGUUCUUGAAUCUGGUCUUGCAAAUACUCCUACUCAGCCGUGGAAAGUUAUUAUACCACAGCUUUUUUCAAGGCUGAAUCAUCCUGAAACUUAUGUACGGAAGUGUGUUUCUGAUUUAUUGUGUAGGCUCGCUGAAGAUACGCCACACCUUAUAACAUUUCCAGCUGUUGUUGGUGCAGUAGAAAAUGAGCAAAAUGAAUUGACAGAGCUUAAAAUUACGAAACUUAAUUUGUCUAACGAUGCAGAAAGUGGGGACGAAAAUUUAGAUUUUGAUGACGCAUCCAGUGAUAAAGUUGUCAAUAACGAGUUGAAUUCUUGUUUUCUCGAUAUGGUAGAAACACUAUCAAAACAAGCACCAACUACCAUACUUCAAGUAAAAUUGUUAGUUAAAGAAUUACAGAGAAUUAAUCUUCUCUGGGAUGAACUAUGUCUUGGUACUUUAGUACAGCAUCACUCUGAUUUUAGUAAACGGUUAUCUCAGUUAGAAACAGAAGUAGCUAAAGUACAAAAUAAUGUUAACUUGAAUGCUGAAGAGAAGGAAAAAUUAAUUGCUGAGAAACAUCGUAUCAUAUUUGAGCCCAUAGUCUACGUUCUCGAACAAUUAGAUAACAUUACAUCGGCAAAACCAGAGACUCCACAUGAAACUUCAUUUCAAAAUAAGUUUAAAUCUCUUAUAAAAGAUGUGAUCGACAAGUUGAAAAACCCGGGUAAUCCCGAAAAGCCUCAAGAGUCCUGGGCUCCUCUGAAACAGUUACAAAUUAAACUGCAGCAAAAAGUUCAUAAAAGAACUUCUUAUAUCUUGAAAAUGUCUGAUAUUAGCCCCGUACUGGCUGAGAUGAAAAAUACAGUCAUAACAAUGCCUGGAUUGCACACCAAUCAGAGAGCGGUCAGAGUCACCAUAAAAUCAAUCGAGAACAAUGUAGCGAUAUUACCCACGAAAACCAGACCAAAAAAAUUAGUUUUCUACGGAUCGGACGGCAAAACGUAUACAUAUUUAUUCAAGGGUUUAGAAGAUUUGCAUUUAGACGAGAGAAUAAUGCAGCUUCUUUCUAUAACUAACACUAUGUUGGCGCGUGAUUCUGAAAAUAACGAUAAUCAAACGUAUAGAGCACGUCAUUAUUCCGUUAUUCCGCUCGGGCCUAGGUCUGGCCUUAUCAGUUGGGUGGACAAUGUCACACCGCUGUUUGCUUUAUACAAGCGCUGGCAGAAUCGCGAGGCUGCUAUAAUGUCCGCGAAGACCAAUAAAACAGUGAACGUCCUGCGUCCCUCUGAGUUGUUUUAUAAUAAACUGAAUCCCUUGCUGAAAGAGGCGGGGAUAUCGACAGAGAAUAGGAAGGAAUGGCCAGUAGCAAUACUGAAGCAGGUGUUGCAAGAGCUGUCAGCGGAGACUCCGCGCGACUUGCUGUGGCGAGAAUUGUGGUGUAGUAGUGUGACGCCCGAGCAGUGGUGGCAAAUGACGCGUCGGUACAGUUACUCGGUGGCAGUGAUGAGUGCCAUCGGAUACAUUAUCGGGCUGGGCGACAGGCACUUGGACAAUGUUUUGGUGGACUUGACGUCAGGUGAAGUGGUGCACAUAGACUAUAACGUGUGCUUCGAGAAGGGGAAGACGCUGCGAGUUCCUGAGAAGGUGCCCUUCCGGAUGACCCCCAACUUGGUGACUGCGCUCGGUGUUACUGGCGUUGAGGGCAUAUUCCGGUUGGCGUGCGAGCACGUGUUGCGCACUAUGCGACGCGGGCGCGAGACCUUGCUAACGCUGCUGGAGGCAUUCGUGUACGACCCGCUGGUGGAGUGGGGUGGCGCUGGCGCGGCCGCGGGCGGCAAGCGGCGCCGCACGCAGCGGGACGUGCGAGCCGCGCUCGCCAUGCUGGCUGUGCGCGCGCAGGAGGUGCGCCACGACCUGCGACACGCCACGGAGCAGUACACAGCUAUCCUGCCCGAAGUCAAACAGGCGACUGAAAACUGGCUGAAGGAAAAUGAAGAAGUUUCCUCGAUAGAGGCUAAACUGCAGGAAUGUGAACAACAAAUGGCACUAAUCAAAGAGAUCGAGGCCUUCGGGCCCAACCUGAGCGAUCACCCACUUUAUGCAAUAUCUCAAAAAUACAGCUCUUAUAAACAAGCUAAAAAUGCUGUAGAAGAUUCGAUGAAAGCCCUGGUUAAGAUUCUCAAAGAUUUUGACGCACAGAUAGAAGCUUUCGCAGAGACUACGGAAGCUUUGAACGGGCCACAGCUAAUGGCAUGGGUACAAGAAUUUUCGGGAACCAAUGAGGAUGACGAGAAACCAAUAUUCGAACACAUCAAAGAGUUUUUGACCAAUGCAGGUCAAAGUUCUAUGUUGACACAGUGCGAGCAAGCUGAAAGUGAACUGAAUCAAUGCACGAAACAGACGAAAAACCUUGUGCGCUCCUGCUUAGAACUACUGUCGCAAUACGUCGCUGUCUCGCAAUACUAUCCUCAGAGUCACACAGAGUACCAUCGCAUCAUGAUGUUCCGCAAAUACUUAGCGACGGCCCUGGAAAGCAGGUCGCCUGAAGUAUGCCGCGAAGUAUCCAAUCAAGUUAACGCUCUUUGCUCGGAAACAAACACCACUGACUCAGCACAAAUAGUAGCAUAUAAUUACCGCUUACAGGCUAUCUAUGCGGAGGCUAACGCCAAUCUAAAUAAAGCCAUCGAGAGGCUUCAAGCAGAAGGUGGCCCAGACGCACUGAAUAUUGCUCAAGAAGCAUACAACGAAGCGAAAACUAAUAUAAGUAACUGGGUGAGGACGGAAGAAGGAGCAGCUGUUGCUUUGGAGUGCGUCGUUGUCGGUAUGCUCUGUAACUUAAACAGAAGAAUUUUAAUGUUAGAGAACGGAGCCCAGAGCGCGGGCGACUGCCUUGUGGACUUAACAUCUAGAGAAGGAGAGUGGUUCUUGGAUGAUAUGAGCGCACUGUCUAUGCAAGCUGUAGAGUUGCUGUCAUUGCUGCCUCUGCAGGCAGCUUCAGCUGAAGAGACCGCCCUACCCUUAGCGGUUGAAUGCGUGCGCAACGCCAACCUUUUAUUGGCUGAUUUAGUGCAACUGAACUACAAUUUUAGUACGAUCAUUUUACCCGAGGCGCUGAAGAAGGUGCACUCCGAGGACCCGUCGGUGCUGCUGAUGAUUAAUGAAUUGAACUCCGUUAUCUUGAACAGCCCGUUGCCACUAAACGAACUACUGGCGCAGUUGGAACUACACUUGAGAUAUUUGGUCAUGGAUAUGGAGUCUCCGGCGAGCGGUGCCCAAGCGGCGGCGGCAGAAUUACGCGUCCAAUACGAAGCCCUGCUCUCUGCCGGCGGUUCAGCGACGCAAUCCAGCGGUCGGAUGCUGUUAAUGGGAUUCAACGGACUGUUCGCGGCCGUGGAACUGCGCGCUCGCGAGCUGGCCGACCAUCUGUCCGCGCCCCUACCGCCUGCCUGGAGGAAGGUGGACCACGUCAGCGAAGCUGCGCAUUUAUCUGCGACUCUCCAGAGCUCCGUGCUGCGCUCGGUGCUGGAAGACAUGUUCCUCGUGCGUCGCGUGCAGGCGGCCGGCGAGGUAUUCGCACUGGCGGGGGCUGCCGCGCGUGCCUUCAGCGGGACCGCACCCGGGUCUACUGCACAUCCGGACCCCGCCAGCCUCACUAAACCCGUGCGCAGAUGGACAGCGGAAUACGUGUCCCGCUGCGUGCUAGGCGUGGGGCCCCGCGCUCUAGCCAGCUGCAUCUGCCUGCUGCUGCGCCGCGCGCCGCUCGACCUGGCCGCUGAGGUGGAGCAGAAGGAGAUCGGCGCAUCAUGGACCGUUCCGCUCGAGUCGUUGUACGAGAAGGCGCGCGCUCGCUGGGCGGGCGGCAUCAGCAGCGUGCGGUCGGAACGCGCGGGCGUUCUGGCCGCCCGUCUGCAGGCCGCGCGCGCGCAGACCGCCCGCGCCGCGCACGCGCUGCGGAACCACGCGCGCGCCACUACUGCCGCGCACCACGCGAGACUGCAGGCCCGCGCGCACGCGCACACGCAUCCACAGGUGGUAGCAGGCAGCGCCGACCCGGGCCCGCCGCUGUCCCGGCGCGGUCGCGAGCUGUCCGCGUGGACGGACAAGCUGUCGGCCGCGGUAGGCCGCACGCAGGCGCUCGUCACCGCCGCGCAUCAGAGGGUGAAAUGGGGCGCCGGCGCAAACCCCGCCCUGCUAGUGGUGGUCCUUGCGCUAGAGAGCGCUUGGGAGCGGCGCGGCCUGGGGGCUCGCGCCCUGCUGCGGGCGGGGACUGCCCUCUCCGCCCACGCGCUCACCGCCGCCCGCGUGCGCCGCCCGCCCAAGGCCGCGUGCUCGCGCCCCGUGCUGCCCGCGCUGCAGCACUGGCACAAGGCAUGCACGCUGGCGCAGAAGUACGCGCUACAAGUGACACCGGUAGAAGAAUCGCUCAUGGAAAUGUUACAUCCUGAAGGCAACAUCGACAAACAUUGGGUGGAGAGCGUAGGCGCGUUAGUUCGGGAAGUGCGAAGCGGGCGCGUGGCGGCGGCCGACGCGGCCCGAGCUGGGGCCGGCGCCGGGGCGGGCGCGGUGCGGGCGGCCGGCCGGCGUGUGGACCGCGCGCGGGCCAACCGCCGCGCGCUGCUGCUGCCCGCCGCGCACCCGCUGCUGCAGCUGCAGCCGCUCCACAAGGGCAACAACCCAGCCGCAAUAUAUUUAGCCAAGGAACAGCAGGCGGACAACUUAGCGGGCCUUAUUGCUUCCCUCGCGGGGGACACCCACGACGAAGGGGAGGGGGAGGGGGAGGCGACAGCAGAGGUGACCUCUCCGGUGACCUUGGACUCGCAUGGCGUGAGGGCGGCGCUGCAUGCUGCUAUACAACUGGGUGAUAUGCUGCCCGCACUGGACGACAUGCUGCUAGAACUGAGCUCGUCGUGGGCGGCGGAUGCUUCCCUACGGCGGGCGGCGCGUGCCUUGCAGCCCACAAGACAUCGGAUAGGCGGCGUGGCAUCGGGGACAGGCGCGGGUUGCGGGGCGGGAGCCGGGGCCCGCAGCGCGCAGGGCGCCGGCGUGUGGCGCCGCGUGAGGCUCAAGCUGGAGGGGCGCGACACGCACGCGCGGCACGCGCCCCACGACCAGGUGGAAUACAUAAUAUCGGAAGCGACUAGCGCGGAGAAUCUGUGCUUGAUGUACGAGGGCUGGAUGGCGUGGGUUUGAAGCCGCAGCGGCACCGCACGGCACCGGCACGGCACCCGCGCGGCACCCGCACGGCACCCGCACGGCACUCGCUGCCGCACGCGGCCCGGGCCCAGCCGGCCUGGGACCAGCGAGGAUAUCGACGACGCCUCCCGCCAGAAGCCGUUCCGGCGGCGCGGAGUUACAUUACGAUAAGUUUAGCGUCUCUAUUUGUCUCCCUCUAGCGACGGCCGCUCCUCUCGCUCUGUCACGUGAUAUCAUCCACCCAUACCGGGCUCGGAGAACGGAAUGCUCUCCAUUCGAAUCGCCAUCCGACACAACGACAUCUUUAAUAUUUGGAUUGAAAAAUAUGUGUUGUCAUAAAUUAUGUCUCAUGUUGUAGUGUGUAACAUCGUCGUUUGUGUCGAGCCCGCCCCCGUGACGAGCCGGGCAGUCUAGUAUUAGAGUAUUCGUUUACGGUAUAUCGAGACUGGGUGUUAAGGAACCCCGCACGACGAGCGUCAUCAAUGCGUCGGUUAUUCAUCACCGUGACGUCCACGCUUACCAUCCGCGUAUUUUUAAUCGUCAAUGUCACGUCUCAUUUCUAUCAUCGAAUUUUGACCUUGGAUCAUGAUUUGAUCCGCAAAAUAUUGUCCGCGACUUAGCAAAACGCACAUUUAGCAGUUACGCAAUCAGUAAUAGAAUUCGAUUCGGCUGAAAAUUUUACUGUACUUAAGAGCAUUAGCAACGUGAAUUCCUUCAAAGUUUAGAUGCCACGCGGCAAUAUUUCUCAUUAAGAUGUAAUUGUAGUCGCGUCGCCGGCCCUGUAUCGCUGUCGACGCGACCGCCGUCUAGUAACACCUCGGGGCGAUGUAGCUAUUAGUUAUUGUAUUCGCAUAAAAUAUUUUGGUGUAAUCGUUAAUUUUUAGUUUGAACUCAUUUCCUGAAUUUUCAUUGUACACAUCGAUUGGAGGUGUCAAGUUUCAUCUGAUUAACUUCUAGAAUCCAUUAGAUUUACAUCAAUUUUUCUAACUCCCGUUUUAGUAGUAAGACUCUCGAUUGUCGCUUUACAUAAAUUUCAUUUUAUCUUUCUUGCCUAAAAUAUUGUUUUUUUUUAAAUUGUUUACUAAUUUGCUAUAGUUUGUAAUCACAAAGAUUUAUUGUAUCGAAAGAGGCGUCUCUUUAAUCUACUAUAGACAUCUGUUACAACUUUAUGCUAUUAAAUUUGAACCUAUAACAUUUUGACAGAAAAUGAGUUCGUGUUUAUAAAUUGUAUCACAUAUUUCUCUAGAUUUUGUGCUAUUUUCGUUGUAACGCAGACGGCCGGCUAUGUGCGCUUAAACAGAUAUGUUUUUUUUAGCCUGUUCCGCUUACCCAUACUAAGCUGUCCAUAACAUGAAAAUGAAAAGAACGAUUUGUCCUAUAGAAAUCGCUUUAAAAAUAUGCCUUGCAAGUAUUCGUACUGUUAUGAAAAUACAAGUUGAAUUAAUGAAUCUGAUGUACCAGGGCAACAGCCUCCAGAGGAGAUACCUAUUUCGAAUUAUGCUGAUAUUUGUUUAAUUUCUUAUAGUUAAUCAAACCAUAAACAGUUUUUAUUUAUACUGGUGAAUAAACACAUAGCAUACAAGUAUAGAGAAGUAGAAAAAAUCCUUUCGUUCAUACCAAUGCAUGGACAACUUGUUAUGGAUAAAUGGAACAGCUGAAUAUUUGUGUCAUCUGGCUUUAUUAAAGAUUACACACGGCGCUAGUUGUACUAAAUUCACAGUAACAGUCUAUCACUGUAUUUAGAAGACUUCAUUGUCUUCUAAAUGACGUUUUUGGAAUUCAGUUGGGCAAUAGAUGCCUUCCCACAACGAUCCUUAAGCAUGAAUAUGUGCAGGGGAAUGAACGCAUUCGUAUAAAACUUACGCGUCUUGCCGAAACAUAAUGACAGCCAGCGCUCUGAGUAUGUUUGAAUUAAACAUGUUUGGAUUUGUCACAUAAGUGCUGCCACCUGGCGGGUUUCAGAUAACCUACAUUAGUUUGAAUUUUGCUUUAACCGCGUCCGCCGUAGUCCGUCGUCUGUACUUCAAGUGCGAGUGGUGUGUGAAUGUCUUCGUUUUAUUUUAUUGUAACCUGGUGUGAUUGCAGCAGUGAAUGUAUUCGUCAAGAUUUUUUAUUAUUUUACAAGUACGAGCAAAUAAAUGGAGUACGUUUGAGUUCCUUAUAAAAAAAUUUACAACACAUAUUUUAUCAUCUUUUAUAUUCUUGGAAUAGUUAUGUUUUCGCUCUUAACAAUAGCAAUCCACUGUCUAUAAUUAACGUCCAACAUUUCACAUCUGUGUUUAUUUAUUUGCUCGUGA